Propithecus coquereli (Coquerel's sifaka) is the source of this 5162-nucleotide messenger RNA. Its product is annotated as myosin-11. Gene Ontology annotation, cellular component: myosin complex. The record is from RefSeq and is a predicted model, not a curated record. Gene Ontology annotation, molecular function: protein binding; cytoskeletal motor activity; ATP binding. NCBI's taxonomy places the organism in Eukaryota, Metazoa, Chordata, Mammalia, Primates, Indriidae. The transcript has 35 exons. Bases 50 to 4984 code for a protein of 1644 amino acids.
GAGGACGUUCCACAUCUUUUACUAUGUGAUUGCUGGAGCCAAGGAGAAGAUGAAAAAUGACUUGCUUUUGGAGGGCUUCAGCAACUACACAUUCCUCUCCAAUGGAUUUGUGCCCAUCCCGGCUGCCCAGGACGACGAGAUGUUCCAGGAAACGUUGGAGGCCAUGGCCAUCAUGGGCUUCAGUGAAGAGGAGCAGCUAUCCAUAUUGAAGGUGGUGUCAUCUGUACUACAGCUCGGAAAUAUCGUCUUCAAGAAGGAAAGAAACACGGACCAGGCGUCCAUGCCCGAUAACACAGCUGCUCAGAAAGUUUGUCACCUCAUGGGAAUUAACGUGACUGAUUUCACCAGAGCCAUUCUGACCCCACGUAUCAAAGUUGGGCGGGACUUGGUACAGAAAGCUCAGACAAAAGAACAGGCCGACUUUGCCGUCGAGGCUUUGGCCAAGGCCACUUACGAGCGCCUCUUCCGCUGGAUACUCAGCCGUGUAAACAAAGCCUUGGACAAGACCCAUCGGCAAGGGGCUUCCUUCCUAGGGAUCCUGGAUAUUGCUGGAUUUGAGAUCUUUGAGGUGAACUCCUUCGAGCAGCUGUGCAUCAACUACACCAACGAGAAGCUGCAGCAGCUCUUCAACCACACCAUGUUCAUCCUGGAGCAGGAGGAGUACCAGCGCGAGGGCAUCGAGUGGAACUUCAUCGACUUCGGGCUGGACCUGCAGCCCUGCAUCGAGCUCAUCGAGCGGCCGAACAACCCCCCAGGUGUGCUGGCCCUGCUGGACGAGGAGUGCUGGUUCCCCAAAGCCACGGACAAGUCUUUCGUGGAGAAGCUGUGCACGGAGCAGGGCAACCACCCCAAGUUCCAGAAGCCCAAGCAGCUCAAGGACAAAACCGAGUUCUCCAUCAUCCACUAUGCUGGGAAGGUGGACUACAACGCAAGUGCCUGGCUGACCAAGAACAUGGACCCGCUGAACGACAACGUGACUUCCCUCCUCAACGCCUCCUCCGACAAGUUUGUGGCCGACCUGUGGAAGGACGUGGACCGCAUCGUGGGGCUGGACCAGAUGGCCAAGAUGACGGAGAGCUCGCUGCCCAGCGCCUCCAAGACCAAGAAGGGCAUGUUCCGCACGGUGGGGCAGCUGUACAAGGAGCAGCUGGGGAAGCUGAUGACCACGCUGCGCAACACCACGCCCAACUUCGUGCGCUGCAUCAUCCCCAACCACGAGAAGAGGUCCGGCAAGCUGGACGCGUUCCUGGUGCUGGAGCAGCUGCGGUGCAACGGGGUGCUGGAAGGCAUCCGCAUCUGCCGGCAGGGCUUCCCCAACAGGAUCGUCUUCCAGGAGUUCCGCCAACGCUACGAGAUCCUGGCGGCGAAUGCCAUCCCCAAAGGCUUCAUGGACGGAAAGCAGGCCUGCAUCCUCAUGAUCAAAGCCCUGGAACUCGACCCCAACUUGUACAGGAUUGGGCAGAGCAAGAUCUUCUUCCGCACGGGGGUUCUGGCCCACCUGGAGGAGGAACGAGACUUGAAGAUCACAGAUGUCAUCAUGGCCUUCCAGGCGAUGUGUCGCGGCUACCUGGCCAGAAAGGCCUUCGCUAAGAGGCAGCAGCAGCUGACCGCCAUGAAGGUGAUUCAGAGGAACUGCGCCGCCUACCUCAAGCUGCGGAACUGGCAGUGGUGGCGGCUCUUCACCAAGGUGAAGCCGCUGCUGCAGGUGACGCGGCAGGAGGAGGAGAUGCAGGCCAAGGAGGACGAGCUGCAGAAGACCAAGGAGCGGCAGCAGAAGGCGGAGAGUGAGCUCAAGGAGCUGGAGCAGAAGCACUCGCAGCUGGCAGAGGAGAAGAACCUGCUGCAGGAGCAGCUGCAGGCAGAGACAGAGCUGUAUGCUGAGGCCGAGGAGAUGCGGGUGCGGCUGGCGGCCAAGAAGCAGGAGCUGGAGGAGAUCUUGCACGAGAUGGAGGCCCGCCUGGAGGAGGAGGAGGACAGGGGCCAGCAGCUGCAGGCCGAAAGGAAGAAGAUGGCCCAGCAGAUGCUGGACCUGGAAGAACAGCUGGAGGAGGAGGAAGCUGCCAGGCAGAAGCUGCAACUUGAGAAGGUCACAGCUGAGGCCAAGAUCAAGAAGCUGGAGGAUGAGAUCCUGGUCAUGGAUGAUCAGAACAAUAAACUGUCCAAAGAGCGAAAACUCCUCGAAGAGAGGAUUAGUGACUUAACAACAAAUCUCGCAGAAGAGGAAGAAAAGGCUAAGAAUCUCACCAAGCUGAAGAACAAGCAUGAAUCUAUGAUCUCAGAACUGGAAGUGCGGCUAAAGAAGGAGGAGAAGAGCCGGCAGGAGCUGGAGAAGCUGAAACGGAAGCUGGAGGGUGACGCCAGUGACUUACACGAGCAGAUCGCUGACCUCCAGGCGCAGAUCGCAGAGCUCAAGAUGCAGCUCGCCAAGAAGGAGGAGGAGCUGCAGGCGGCCCUGGCCAGGCUCGAUGAUGAAAUCGCUCAGAAGAACAACGCCCUGAAGAAGAUCCGCGAGCUGGAGGGCCACAUCUCGGACCUCCAGGAGGACCUGGACUCAGAGCGGGCCGCGAGGAACAAGGCUGAGAAGCAGAAGCGGGACCUCGGGGAGGAGCUGGAGGCCCUGAAGACGGAGCUGGAGGACACGCUGGACAGCACGGCCACCCAGCAAGAGCUCAGGGCCAAGAGGGAGCAGGAGGUGACGAUGCUGAAGAAGGCCCUGGACGAGGAGACCCGCUCCCACGAGGCCCAGGUCCAGGAGAUGCGGCAGAAACACACACAGGCGGUGGAGGAACUCACCGAGCAGCUCGAGCAGUUCAAGAGGGCCAAGGCCAACCUGGACAAGAACAAGCAGGCGCUGGAGAAGGAGAACGCGGAGCUGGCGGGCGAGCUGCGGGUGCUGGGCCAGGCGAAGCAGGAGGUGGAGCACAAGAAGAAGAAGCUGGAGGUGCAGCUGCAGGAGCUGCAGUCCAAGUGCAGCGACGGGGAGCGGGCCCGGGCGGAGCUCAACGACAAGGUCCACAAGCUGCAGAAUGAAGUGGAGAGUGUCACGGGGAUGCUCAACGAGGCGGAGGGCAAGGCCAUCAAACUGGCCAAGGACGUGGCGUCCCUCGGGUCCCAGCUCCAGGACACCCAGGAGCUGCUUCAAGAGGAAACCCGGCAGAAGCUCAACGUGUCCACCAAGCUGCGCCAGCUGGAAGAGGAGAGGAACAGUCUGCAGGACCAGCUGGACGAGGAGAUGGAGGCCAAGCAGAACCUGGAGCGCCACAUCUCCACCCUCAACAUCCAGCUCUCGGACUCGAAGAAGAAGCUGCAGGACUUUGCCAGCACCGUGGAAGUCAUGGAAGAGGGUAAGAAGAGGUUCCAGAAGGAAAUCGAAAACCUCACCCAGCAGUACGAAGAGAAGGCAGCUGCUUAUGACAAACUGGAAAAGACCAAGAACAGGCUUCAGCAGGAGCUGGACGACCUGGUCGUCGAUUUGGACAACCAGCGGCAACUGGUGUCCAACCUGGAAAAGAAGCAGAAGAAGUUUGAUCAGUUGUUAGCCGAAGAGAAAAACAUCUCUUCCAAAUACGCGGACGAGAGGGACAGAGCGGAGGCGGAAGCCAGGGAGAAGGAAACCAAGGCCUUGUCCCUGGCUCGAGCCCUGGAAGAGGCCUUGGAAGCCAAAGAGGAACUCGAGAGGGCCAACAAGAUGCUCAAGGCCGAGAUGGAGGAUCUGGUCAGCUCCAAGGAUGACGUGGGCAAGAACGUCCAUGAGCUGGAGAAGUCCAAGCGGGCCCUGGAGACCCAGAUGGAGGAGAUGAAGACGCAGCUGGAAGAGCUGGAGGACGAGCUGCAGGCCACCGAGGAUGCCAAGCUGCGGCUGGAGGUCAACAUGCAGGCCCUCAAGGGCCAGUUCGAGAGAGACCUCCAGGCCCGGGAUGAGCAGAAUGAGGAAAAGCGGCGGCAGCUGCAGAGGCAGCUCCACGAGUACGAGACGGAACUGGAAGACGAGCGCAAGCAGCGUGCCCUGGCGGUGGCGGCCAAGAAGAAGCUGGAAGGGGAACUGAAAGACCUGGAGCUUCAGGCCGACUCAGCCAGCAAGGGGAGAGAGGAGGCCAUCAAGCAGCUUCGGAAACUGCAGGCUCAGAUGAAGGACUUCCAGAGAGAGCUGGAAGACGCCCGCGCCUCCAGAGAUGAGAUCUUCGCCACGGCCAAGGAGAACGAGAAGAAGGCCAAGAGCUUAGAAGCAGACCUCAUGCAGCUACAAGAGGACCUCGCGGCGGCCGAGCGGGCGCGCAAGCAGGCGGACCAGGAGAAGGAGGAGCUGGCGGAGGAGCUGGCCAGCAGCCUGUCGGGAAGGAACACACUUCAGGACGAGAAGCGGCGCCUGGAGGCCCGGAUCGCCCAGCUGGAGGAGGAGCUGGAGGAGGAACAGGGCAACAUGGAGGCCAUGAGCGACCGCGUGCGCAAAGCCACGCAGCAGGCUGAGCAGCUCAACAACGAGCUGGCCACGGAGCGCAGCGCAGCGCAGAAGAACGAGAGCGCCAGGCAGCAGCUCGAGCGGCAGAACAAGGAGCUCCGGAGCAAGCUCCAGGAGAUGGAGGGGGCGGUCAGGUCCAAGUUCAAGUCCACCAUCGCGUCUCUGGAGGCCAAGAUCGCCCAGCUAGAGGAGCAGGUUGAGCAGGAGGCCAGAGAGAAACAGGCGGCCACCAAGUCGCUGAAGCAGAGGGACAAGAAGCUGAAGGAAGUCCUGCUGCAGGUGGAGGACGAGCGGAAGAUGGCCGAGCAGUACAAGGAGCAGGCAGAGAAAGGAAACGCCAGGGUCAAGCAGCUCAAGCGGCAGCUGGAGGAGGCAGAGGAGGAGUCCCAGCGCAUCAACGCCAACCGCAGGAAGCUGCAGCGUGAGCUGGACGAGGCCACGGAGAGCAAUGAGGCCAUGGGCCGUGAGGUGAACGCGCUCAAGAGCAAGCUCAGAGGGCCCCCCCCACAGGAAACUUCGCAAUGACUCACCAGGCGAGGGAACGAGACCUCUUUUGUUCCUUCUAGAAGGUCUAGCGGGCGUAGAGUUAUUGAAAACGCGGAUGGUCCCGAGGAGGAGGUGGACACGCGAGACGCAGACUUCAACGGAACCAAGGCCAGUGAAUGAGCGACUUGCCAGAGUUUUGCACCACAGCAGGAACAAA